AUGCCUCCCGUGCUUUCGAACGAGCGCCCGUAUAAGGGCAUGCCCAAUACGAUCUUGGCAGCCGGGACGCCGGCAUCGAGAGAGUCUGAGAUGGCCGAAUGGGCUGAGAACGGCUGCGCAAGUGUUCUUCUCAUGGGACUUCUUAUGGAACUUCUCAUGGAACUUUUCCUGGAACUUCUUAUGGAACUUCUCAUGGAACUUUUCAUGGAACUUUUCAUGGAACUUCUCAUGGAACUUUUCAUGGAACUUCUCAUGGAACUUCUCAUGGAACUUCUCAUGGAACUUUUCAUGGAACUUUUCAUGGAACUUUUCAUGGAACUUCUCAUGGAACUUUUCGUCCGAUAUAUUCCCAUC
Molecule: messenger RNA, 354 nt
Organism: Anthostomella pinea
Lineage: Eukaryota; Fungi; Ascomycota; Sordariomycetes; Xylariales; Xylariaceae
Source: the annotation of a GenBank genome assembly